ACCAUCCGUUAUCCCACGCGCGUGCGCCUUGCUGAAUGAUCGUUUAGCCCCUGCCGUUUGGAACCCGACACUGAUGCGCGCAAGACACAUGGUGUCCUACCCACACUGAGCCACCUGGCUCCAAUCCCAACACCACCGCCGUCCGCGGAAUCUCCUGCCACAUCGUCGACAGCAUGAAUGCUACCAGGCCGCUGCUCGCCAACGGCUUCCUGAAGCGCAGCGUGGACGAGCUGAAGCGUCUCUCGAGCAUAGCAUGGAAACUCGAGGGAGUCAAAGGCCCAUCCGGCCCGCGGCCGCUCUACGACUUCAAAACCCGGGCCUCAGUAGACGACUGCAUAAUCAUGUCCGACGACAUCAUCGGCGGAUCGUCCAAAAGCAACCUCGAAUUCGUCGAUCGAAGCGAUACCAACCUAAAUCCCUCCACAGGAGCCCAAACGCCAUCCCCCGCCCGCUACGCACGAUUCCACGGCCAAAUAUCUACAUCCCUCCCUGCCGGACGGCCCAACAUUCAGCGCAGCGGUUACGCCGCGUUUCGCACCCCCGAUCAACCCCCCACGGUAUUCGGCAGGUCCGUAUGGGACAUAGACCCUUAUACUUAUCUUGCCAUGAGGAUAAAGUCCGACGGAAGGGCAUACUUUAUCAACCUGCAGACGGAAGCUGUCGAGCCGACUGACCUGCAUCAGCAUAGGCUGUUCGCGAAGCGGCCUGGCCAGUGGGAGACCGUCAUGGUCAAAUGGAAUGAUUUCGUGAGGACAAAUCACGGCUUCGUUGUAGAACCCCAAACGGAGCUCCUGAGGCAAAAGGUCAGGAGCAUCGGCAUCGGCUUGACGGAUCGCAUCGAGGGUCCGUUCGAGCUGUGCAUAGCUCAGGUGUGGGCGACAAACCAUGCUACGGAUGGCGCGACCAUCGUCACAUCCGAGGAGAGUGAGCUCAAGAAUCGCAAGGGCAAAAAGAUUCACUGGUAAAGGGGGUUUUCCAUCGGCGUCUUUGUCCAGACUGGGCGCUUUCCGCCUGUAAAUAUAUUGUGGCGUUGAUCUGGAGUGGCACCGCAAGAGUCCUAGUGUUAUCACAUAUUUUGGCGCUGUCCCGAUG
This is a messenger RNA of Purpureocillium takamizusanense, 1092 nucleotides long. RefSeq lists its product as uncharacterized. The transcript is spliced from 2 exons. Gene Ontology annotation, biological process: mitochondrial electron transport, NADH to ubiquinone; mitochondrial respiratory chain complex I assembly. The record is from RefSeq and is a predicted model, not a curated record. Bases 174 to 965 code for a protein of 263 amino acids. NCBI's taxonomy places the organism in Eukaryota, Fungi, Ascomycota, Sordariomycetes, Hypocreales, Ophiocordycipitaceae. Gene Ontology annotation, cellular component: mitochondrion.